CCUAUUUUAGUACAAUCAAAAUUUGGUAAUUCUCUAUGUAAUGAAUCCAAUCAGUCAUUAUCGAACUUCAGUGGUUUAAAGCCAUCAAUACUAAGACCAUCCCAAUUAAGUACGAUCACUAUUACACCUGGACCAUCAACAAAGUCGCCCUCAGAUUCUCAGCAGAGUCAAAGUUCUCCUACAAAAAUCUCAGAAAAGGCAGUAUUAGAAAAAGAUAAUUCUACAGAUGAAAAUGGUACAAGUGCAGAUGAACAAGUUGAUAUAGAACAUAGUAAUACUGAAAAUAAUAAAAAAGAGAGUGCUAAAGUUGCAGCGCCCAAAUUUUUGCCUCUUGCUACUAAUAAUCCUAAAGAAAACAAUUCUAUCUGUAAUACUAUAGGAACAGUAAACAAUUUAACAACGAGUUUUGUUUUUGGUCAAAAUAUUAAAGAUCGCGUGACAGUAGGAAAAAAUAACGAUAGUUCUGAAGUUGAAAGUAAAAAAUGUACAAAAGAAGAUUCAAUCAAAGCGAAUAAAUCUUCGGAAUUACUAUUUUCCAAUGCUGCUGCUGUUUGUGGUAGUACCACAAAAUCUGGAUUAACAUUAUCACAAGCUGCACAUGAAGUAGAAGAAGCUAAUCGAGCUAGUAAGAGAAAAUACAAUCAAGUUAUACUAUUAACAGGUGAAGAGGAAGAAGUUAAUAUUCUUCAAAUCAAUUGCAAACUUUUUACGUUCGAUAAAGGGACAGGUGGUUGGAAAGAAAGAGGACGAGGCAUUCUUAGACUUAAUGAUCGAGAUGAAGAAUCGCGACUUGUAGGACGUGCGACUGGUACUCAAAGACUUAUUCUUAAUACCAAAAUUUGGCCAGAAAUGACUGCUGAGCGUGCUGGACCCAAAUCCCUUAGAUUAACUGCUAUGGACAUUCAUGGUGAUAUAAGAAUUUUUAUAGUCCAAGCGGCACCUGCAGAAGUUGAUCAGCUCUAUAAUCUACUUUUACAACGACUUGAACGUGCCAAAGAAAAUCAACCGAAAAAAUUUGCUGCUGAUCAUUGA
Molecule: messenger RNA, 1032 nt
Organism: Cotesia congregata
Lineage: Eukaryota; Metazoa; Arthropoda; Insecta; Hymenoptera; Braconidae
Source: the annotation of a GenBank genome assembly